Molecule: messenger RNA, 2413 nt
Organism: Oreochromis niloticus (Nile tilapia)
Lineage: Eukaryota; Metazoa; Chordata; Actinopteri; Cichliformes; Cichlidae
Gene: tmem243b
Product: transmembrane protein 243, mitochondrial b
Exons: 5
Coding region: 415-768 (117 amino acids)
Source: RefSeq, a predicted model, not a curated record
GUCUGUUUUGCUGGGGUUAAUCUCAGGGCCUGUCACACUGCCCUCAUGUGAUGCUAACAUGAGGGGUGAGAUUAUGCAUGGGCCCACUACUUCUCAGAUCUCAGGCUUCCCCCACCUCAAAUCAAGCCCAGUGGUUAUUUAGCUGCCCCUGGAGUUUGUUUAUGCUUAUUAACUUGUAAUUAAAGAAAGUUGAUCCGGCCUUGCUACAGGCAGCAGUGAAAGAGGAGCAGCAGCAGCCUACCUGGUCACUUCAGCCCACACCUCUAUAAUGUCCCCACGGCUCCACCUACACUGACCGCCUUCUCCCCGGCGUGCAGAAAGAGACGGCUAGCAUGCAGCAGAACUGUCGCAGCUUUUCCACGAAGUGGCGCUGCUGAGAAACGAUCAGUCGGAGCUGUGUCUGCCAGCGCCGCCAUGGAUGACUUCACUACAAGGACGUAUGGCACAAGCGGCCUGGACAACAGACCGCUGUUUGGAGAGACGUCUGCUCGGGAUCGAAUCAUCAACAUGGCGGUGGGGGGAUUUACGUCUGUGGUGGUUCUGGUGACUGUCAUCUGUUCCUUUGUGUUUCCCACGAUGCCUCCGCGGCCGCUGAACAUCUUCUUCGCCGUGUGCAUCCUGCUGACCUGCAGCUCCACGUUAGUGCUGAUAUUCUGGUACCGUCAGGGCGACCUGGAGCCCAAAUUCAGGAAUCUGAUCUACUUCAUGCUGGCGUCCAUCGUGCUGCUGUGUAUAUGUGCCAACCUCUACUUCCACGACGUCAGGUAAAGGCGGAGCCAAGGAAGGCAAGCGGGAACAAGGGAACACGUGGCCUUCAUGAGCAGGACCAGCGUGAAGGAGUCACAUGACCAAAAUAAUAACUGUUACACGAACUUGAACCUGCUGUGGAAUCAGCACCAGUGGGAACUGGGCACAGAGACUGGACUCAGUGUGGGAUGAUGAUGAUGAUGUACUGUAAGAGGCGACAAACUGCUGGAGCACAACACACAGUCGAGUGUGUUUACACGCACACAGACACACACAUUUGUUUGGGACCCUUCAUUUAAACGAAAAAUCCACAUCUGUUUCUCAGAGUCGCUUUAAAUGUGACGUCUUUUACAUUUAUCUUUCCUUCACUUUCACGUUUGAUCUGCAGUUCUUUAAAGAUAUGAGUUUUGAUCAUUAAACUCCAACAAAACACCAUCAAAGGUCCCGUUAACAGGACAGCAGGAGGCAGGAACGCAGGCUGGAUGUCAGAGAGCUCUUCUACUCACCAGCUUCGCUCUGAUUGGCUAAUUCUAUCCCGCCCCCCUCAUAUUUAAGGGACCACAAGUUAGAAAAUAAACAUGUUGCAUUAAAUGAGACCUGAAACUAGCAGCUGGGACGAUAAACACAUCGGCAAAGUUUACUGUGAUUCAUGAAACAGGGAAACAGGCAGUGUUUCCCUGAUUCAUGAAAUCUAUUAGGAAACGGAGGCAGCGCCCCCUACUGACUCUUAGGAGGAACUUUAAUUCCACAGACUAUAUAUAAAACAUGCAUGAGAGCUUCAGCACAUCUUCACUGGAGGGCAACAGAGUUACAGGCUGGAUAAAGAUGUUUAGAGUGUGAUGGAAUGCCGACAACACCAGAGAGGAAGUGUCUGAAAACAAAACCUGUAGUUCCUCUCGUGGCCACUAGAGGCUGGCUCCAGCAAUGAGUCGGUCUCCAUAGACUCCCUUGUUAAAACACAGAAAUAAACAUGUUUUUAUCCUGAUACAAACACUGUUCAAACCUUUAACAGCUGCAGCAGAGGUGAACCAUGGUGGUGCCCAACAAACCUGUGAUGUCAUGUGGCCAUGUCCAUCUUUUAUAUACAGACUGUGGACAUUAUGAAGGCAUAAACAUGUUUUAUCCUAAAUCUACUUCCGAAGUGGACUCUUCAGAACAAUUCAAACAUUCAAACAUAGAGAAGCUCUCAAAGGGAACAAAGGACCAUUAAUUAAUAUAAAAACCCAUAGUGGUGUAUUCAGGGGUCUUUCUGUUCUCAGCCCAAACUCAGAUGUAUUCCGCUGCUGUUACCUGCUCAGGUGGACUUUUCCUUUAACCUGGAUGCAGGCUGUGAGCAUGGAGGGAAGCAGCUGUUCAGUACUGUAGACGUUAGCAGGCGGCUGUAUCAGCAAAUCAGAAAUAUGCAAACCUGUGUUUUCUCCGUCUGUCGGGUUCUUCUGAUCACCAUGUAUGUAAUUACAGUCCAAAUGUAGCUGAGAGGAUUUUAAGUUGGAUUUAAAUGCUGAAUUACACCGACUGCCAAUUCUUUGCACUAAGCAUUUCUAAAUCACACACACUCACUCUCUCCCUUUCUCAGGCUAGCGCCAGUGGAAAUGAAUGAAAGCUUUGUAAAUGGCUUUACAAGUAAAGCUGUGUCACUGUUAUUAAUCUGGCUUUUUCAGCUCCA